Molecule: messenger RNA, 555 nt
Organism: Indicator indicator
Lineage: Eukaryota; Metazoa; Chordata; Aves; Piciformes; Indicatoridae
Gene: IDNK
Product: IDNK gluconokinase
Exons: 5
Coding region: 1-555 (184 amino acids)
Cellular component (GO): cytoplasm
Molecular function (GO): gluconokinase activity
Source: RefSeq, a predicted model, not a curated record
AUGUUGGUGGUUGUGAUGGGCGUGAGCGGCUCGGGGAAGACCACGGUUGGGGCGCGGCUGGCAGCGAAGCUGGGAUGGAAAUUCUAUGAUGCUGACGAUUAUCAUACACCAGAGAACAAAAAGAAGAUGGCAGAAGGAAUACCACUAGAUGAUGAGGACAGAAUUCCCUGGCUUUGUGCAUUGCAUGAUAUACUAAGGAGAGAAAACUUAUCUGGACAACAUGCAGUUCUGGCCUGUUCUGCACUGAAGAAGAUGUAUAGACGUAUAUUAGUUUGUGGAGCAAUUGAAAGCAAUCAGCCAGAGCAACCAGGAGAAAACACAGCACUGAAGAUCCUCUUUGUACACUUGGAUGGGCCUAUAGACAUCAUUGCUGGCCGCCUGGAAAAAAGGAGAGGACAUUUUAUGCCACCUGAACUUCUCAGGUCGCAGUUCGAUACACUGGAGCCUCCUAGUGCACCAGAAAACUUUAUUACUGUCAGUGUAGAAAAAUCUCUCCCUGAAAUAGUGCUGGAGACUGAAAGAGCCAUUUUUCAGCAUGAAGCUUCUCUGGAGUGA